This is a messenger RNA of Danaus chrysippus (African queen), 963 nucleotides long. Lineage: Eukaryota; Metazoa; Arthropoda; Insecta; Lepidoptera; Nymphalidae. The record is from the annotation of a GenBank genome assembly.
AUGUCUUCUAUCGGUCCGACAGAAGAAAUAGAUGAGGUUAAGGAGCGCGCCCAUUUUCAAGCAGUGGUGAACGCUUUUAAAUAUUACAAACUAUGCAGCCUCGAGAGGAUACACAAGUCGGAGAAGAUCAUCUCAAUGUUACCUCCGAGUGAUCAGAAACGUUUGGACAAAUACCGAACAUACCUCACCAAGUUCAAGAGGUGUCUGGAUGUUAAUAAUGAUGUAGUACACCUCAUCAUCAAAGACGUUGACACAAUGUUUGAGAAUGUAGAUCAUAGUACUAACGGCAGUCACGGGACCGAGAACUUUGGGUGUAAUUAUAAUAACUGUGAGAUAACGUCUCUCAAGCAGCACAAAAUGCAGCAUGAUGUUGAGAAGGUACAGUCAGUGUUGAAGAACAUCGUCCGCGACUGGUCGGCCGCGGGGUCCGGGGAGCGCGAACAGUGUUACAAGCCCAUCCUGGACGAACUCGAGGCGAGGUACCCUCGAGAGGAACACUGCCGGUCGUCGGUGCGCGUGUUGGUGCCGGGCGCGGGUCUGGGUCGCCUCGCGUGGGAGGUGGCCGGCCGCGGGUUCUCGUGUCAGGGGAACGAGUUCUCACUCUUCAUGUUGUUCGCCAGCAACUUUAUACUCAAUAAGUGUGUUGAAGCCAACUCGUACACCGUGUACCCGUGGGUGCACCAGUACGUGAACCACCUCACGUGCGAGCACCAGACGCUGGGCGUGUCGUUCCCGGACGUGCCUCCCGCCGCCCAUCAUCAGCAACAACAACAACACUUCUCCAUCGCCGCCGGGGACUUCCUCAAGGUGUACACGGAGCCGGACGAGUGGCACUGCGUGGCGACCUGCUUCUUCAUAGACUGCGCGCCCAACGUGAUAGAGUUCAUAGAGAGGAUAUACAACAUACUGCGGCCCGGCGGACUGUGGGUCAACCUGGGGCCGCUGCUGUAUCAUUAUAGAUGA